Molecule: messenger RNA, 7415 nt
Organism: Pogona vitticeps (central bearded dragon)
Lineage: Eukaryota; Metazoa; Chordata; Lepidosauria; Squamata; Agamidae
Gene: NFAT5
Product: nuclear factor of activated T cells 5
Biological process (GO): cytokine production; regulation of transcription by RNA polymerase II; calcineurin-NFAT signaling cascade
Cellular component (GO): transcription regulator complex
Molecular function (GO): transcription factor binding; DNA-binding transcription factor activity, RNA polymerase II-specific; RNA polymerase II cis-regulatory region sequence-specific DNA binding
Source: RefSeq, a predicted model, not a curated record
UUUAUGUUCUAUCACCAUAUAUAUAUAUACAUAUAUAUAUAUAUAUAUUUUAAAAACUCAGAAAAUUAAAAACGUUACCUUGAUUUUUCCCGUAGAGUUCAGCUCAGGUUCUCACUCAGAAAUAAAAGAGAGCUGAUACUGUGAAGCUAAGUUAAGUGGCUUCAUAUGUUAAAACACAAGAGAGCACACUUGUAACAUUACAAAUAAGCCCUAGGCUGAUUUAGCAGCCAUUGAAAUUAUCAGUUCUGGAGCAGUCUUCCGUCGCUUCCCUGUAGAACCUAAUUCGUGGAUGGGAAGUUUAUCAGUAAAGCUUUAUUUAAAAACAUAAUCCUCCAAGCUGUGAUCAGCUGUUCCAUGCCUUUCUCAACUAUACCAUACAAAGCUGUUUGUGAGGAUCUAAGUCUGCACUUCGCCAGCUUCUGUUUCCCUCUCUCCAUUAAUUAAAGACAGCUGAUUUUGAUAUUAUAUUAACACUUUACAUUAACACUGUUAAGAUAUGCUGAUCCAAAUGUGUGUUUCAUGUCACUUCUGUAUUUGAUUUUUCAGAAAUAAAUCUCCAGUUCUAUUUUUCAGUGUGCUUCUCGGAUGUGUGCGUAUGUGUGUUGUCUGUGAUCAUGCCUGGGUGGUGGUUUCUCUUUUUCACUUCAUGCCCUUCACACCUCUGUUUAGAUACAGUGGCUUGGGCCCAAAUAAUCCGCUGCAUGAAUGGAAGAUAUAUCUGUUCAUAUGGAUGUGUGUGUGUUUUGCUGGUUUCCUUCCUCUCCAUCUGCACCCCUGUAUACCUUUAACAAGAGUGUCAUGGGAUUGAUAGUCACCUUCAGGGAGGAUGUGGAGUAGCUGCAUUUUCUUGAAAAAUUAGUUCUGUUUUUUCCUGCCCUUGCACCUACACAGAUUCAAAGUGCUUUUUGUGUAAACAGAAGAAUCUUUUAACCCAAGUAAUUGCCCACUUCAUUACAAUAUUAUUUGUUCUUGUGGCCUGUAACCAUACAGAGGACUUAUUUUACAUCCUAUAUGUUUUUUUAUUCUUAGAUCUGAGGUUGAGGUGGUGAAUAUUAAACUGAUCAUCCAGAAAAACUUCUCAUGUGAAAAUUUUAAUUUGUGUUCCCUGUAUUGUUCCAGUUCCAUACUUAAAAUAUUACUAUGAAAAAUUAAGAGUUGAAAGAAACUCUCUCUCACUCUCGUGUGUGUGUAUUGUUGUUGUUUUAAACGCUGCCCAAUAAUAUUUUGGAUAUAUGAUUAGAUAGACUUUUCUGUGCAACACGAGCUGCUAUCUUGUGUUACCAGUUCUCCCCCACAGAGCUGAUAAAAGCUCAGAGAACAUAAUAAGAAUCAAAGAAAAUGUUCAUGCUUAUCCUAUAGAUUCCAAAAUUGAAAAGCUUUGUCAGGUUUUUACACCUAAUAAGACAGAAAGGCAAGGCUUACAGACCAUAAAGUAGUUAGUUUUUUUUUGUAAAGGUCUAAUCCUAUACCUGUGUAGUGAAACAUAAGCCCCAUUGAACUCAGUGGAACAACUAGGUAUAAAUGCAUAGGAUUGCUGGCUAAAACCCUAUACACACCCUUCUGCCAUAUGUCUGUAGCUUCUAUGAUAUGUAAUAAAAUAACUCUAGUGUUGGAUAACAUUAAGAAGCAAUCUGGCGGUUGAAGAAAUGGUGAUUUGGCCACAGGCUACCCAGUGAGCAUCACGGCCAAAUAAAGGCUUGAACCUGGAUUUUCUGUCGGCAGCAUAGGGCCCAGUGGACUAUUGUACCCAGCCAGUGGAUGAAUGAAUAACGUGCUGGAAAUGCAGCCAUCACAGAAGAACAUCAGAAGCCUCUAAAACAACUGGAGGGAAGAAGAGCCCUAUGUUAUGUGGUCAGUACCCGAGCAGAAGCGAAGGCAAGGAACUGAAAAUAGUGGUGCAGCCGGAGACUCAGCACAGAGCUCGCUACCUAACCGAGGGCAGUCGGGGCUCAGUGAAAGACAGAACGCAGCAAGGAUUCCCCACUGUACAGCUGGAGGGCCACAAUGAGCCUGUGACUUUGCAGAUAUUUGUUGGGAAUGACUCUGGCCGAGUGAAGCCUCAUGGAUUCUAUCAGGCCUGCAGGGUUACGGGGCGAAACACCACAGCCUGCAAAGAGGUUGAUAUAGAGGGUACAACUGUGAUUGAAGUGGGCUUGGACCCAAGCAGCAAUAUGACCCUGGCGGUGGACUGUGUUGGAAUACUGAAGCUGAGGAAUGCAGACGUUGAAGCUCGGAUAGGCAUUGCUGGGUCCAAGAAGAAGAGCACUCGGGCUAGGCUGGUGUUCCGUGUUAAUAUUCCCCGGAAAGAUGGCCCCCCUCUCACCCUGCAGACGCCGUCCUCACCGAUUUUGUGCACUCAACCAGCAGGUGUGCCAGAGAUCCUAAAGAAGAGCCUCCACAGUUGUUCAGUGAAGGGAGAAGAUGAGGUCUUUCUGAUUGGCAAGAACUUUUUGAAGGGAACAAAAGUGAUCUUCCAAGAGAACAUGUCAGAUGAAAAUUCUUGGAAGGCAGAAGCGGAAAUAGACAUGGAGUUGUUUCAUCAGAAUCAUCUAAUCGUCAAAGUGCCACCAUAUCAUGACCAGCAAAUAACUGCACCUGUUUCCGUGGGGAUAUACGUGGUGACCAACGCCGGGAGAUCCCAUGACAUACAGCCCUUUACCUACACUCCGGACACAUCCAGGACUCUGAAUGUGAACGUGAAGCAGGAAGUACCCAGUCCAGCACAACCUUGCUCUUUCGACGAUGCAAUGAAAGUGAAUUCUGCUGGCUGCACCCUGGACAAAGUAAACAUUCUUCCCAGUGCCUUGAUAACUCCACUCAGGCCGAACAGCAUUGUUAAGAGUGAAGAAGUUGCUCCAAUGGAGCUGGCAGCUGAAAAAAGAUCUCCUUCUGUCUUCAAGACGGCCAAUGUAAUUGGGCCACCUCAAGCGACGUUGGAGACCAACAUGUCCAACAUAUUGGGGAAUGGCAGUUUCUCCUCUUCUCCUUCUCACCUGGCUUCCGAGAACGAGAAGCAACCGCUGCCACCAAAGGCGUUUGCCUCAGAGGCGAGGCCCACCCUCCAGGCCCAAGAGCUUGCCCAGCCCAGCAGCUUCCCAUCAGUCUCUGCUCCUAACCAGCUACAGAACAGCGACACCUUGCUGCAGCAGGCGUCCCAGUUCCCCCCAAGGGAGUCCCAGCCCAGGGAGGUGUUGCAGUCGGACGGCACGGUCAUGACUUUGACUCAGCUGACCGAGGCGUCCCAGCAGCAGUCCUCGCUUCAAGAAUCAGCACAGGCGCUGCAGCAACAGAUGUCGUCAAAUAUUUUCUCCUCCCCCGGAGGCGUGAGCCAGCUUCAGAACACCAUCCAACAGCUGCAGGCCGGGAGCUUUCCGCCCAGCCCUGCCAACGGCAGCGGCGGAGGAAAUGUAGAUUUGGUCCAGCAGGUUCUGGAAGCCCAGCAGCAGCUGUCGUCUGUCCUGUUUUCAGGGUCUGACAGUGAGGAUGUUCAGGAGCAGCUCAACGUGGAGAUUUUCCAGCAGGUCAGCCAAAUCCAAAAUGGAGUCAACCAGGGGAUGUUUUCCCACUCUGACACGGUACACUCCAGGGCUGAAGAUCUUCUCUCAGGCAGAGCCAAGAAUGUCCAUUCUCAGCCUGACAGCUCUCUGUCCAGCCAGCAGCAGCAGCAACAGCAGCAGCAACAGCAGCAAGCGAUGGAGACGUCGGCCGCCAUGGUGAUUGAGCUCCAGCAAUCCCUCUGCCAGGCAGCCAGCCAGAUGCAGUCUGACCUGUUUUCAACCUCCUCUUCAGGCAACGGGAACAUCCAGCAGUCUCCGGUGUACCCGCAAGCUUCCCACAUGAUCACCGGGCUGUCAGCCAGUGAGGACAUGCAAAUGCAGUGUGAGCUCUUCUCUACCUCCAGUGUUUCUGGAAACGAAGCUGCUCAUUCACCCCAACAGCAACAGCAACAGCAGCAGCAACAGCAGCAGCAGCAGCAGCAACAACAACAACAACAGCAACAACAGGUGCUUACCAGUGGCACAGCUCUCUUUCAGUCUUCUGGCUCCGCCGAAGGUGACGAUGCCUCGGGCCAAGCGAAACAGUUGCGGAGCGAUGUCUUUCAGGCCAUGGUGCAAAUGCAGCACAGUGGGGAAGCUCAGGGGCAGGUGAACCUGUUCUCUUCCUCGGAGAGCAUGAUGGCCACCGUGCAAAGCAGCGGAGGGCAGCAGCCGGGCGGGAGCCUCUACCAGCAGGCGGGGGAGAUGAUGUCUCUGCAGUCUGGGAGCUUCUUGCAGCAGGCCCCCCACUCGCAGGCCCAGCUCUUCCACUCGCAGAGCCCUCUCGGAGAGACCCAGACCCUCUCCCAAGAGGCCCCGGGCUCUCUCUUUCACGGCCAGAGCACCACCGCUUCCUCAGAACAGCUGCAGUCCUCCAUGUUCCACUCCCAGGCAGCCAUGGGGGUGGUCCAGGACCAACAGGCCAACAGCAUGUUUCUUUCACAGAGUUCAAUGGGCACAUCGGUCUCGCAGGAGGAGCCCAUGCCAUUCUUUACUGGUCAGAAUUCCAUUUCUCCACUGCAAGCACCAACUGGUGCUGAGCAGCAGUCCUCAUUCCGGCAGCAGCAGCAGCAGCAGCAGCAGCAACAACAACAGCAACAACAGCAGCAGCAGCAGCAACAGCAACAACAGGCAGCUCAGCUGUCACACCUCCAGGGCCCUCUGCUUUCCCAAGAACAGCCCCCACCCCCCCAGCAGAGCAUGUUCCAGUCACAGGUUCCCUUGGGAUCCCUCCCUUCAUCGGGGGUGUCCCCAAACCAGCAGGCAGCCAUGUACCAGUCCUCUCAUUCAAUGGUGGCUCUUCAGAACAGUAGCCCUACUCAAGAGCAGCAGCAGCAGCAGAACAUGCACUUCAGCAGUCCGAAUGCCAUGGGUCCAAUGACACCCCAGAAGCAGAACAUGAUGUUCAGCUCCAGCCCCACCUCUCUGGCUAGCCCUGAGCAGCAGCAGCAGCAGCAGCCGCCGCAGGGCCAGUCUCUCUUCCACCCGCAGAACAGCAUGGCGCCCAUGAAUCGGGACCAGCAGCCCAUGCAGUUUCAGAGCCAGAGCUCGGGGUCUGGCCAAGCUGAGCCACCGCAGGCGCCACCGACCUUAUUCCGCAGCUCCCCGCAGAUCCAGCUGGUCCAGGGAUCCCCCGGCUCUCAGGAGCAGCCUGUCACCCUCUUCAUAUCAUCCGCUUCCAUGUCGGCCCUGCAGAACAGCAUGAGCCAGCCAGAGAUGGCGCAGCCUUCCCUCUACUCUUCGCAGAACAGCAUGUCUGGCCUCCCCGGUGCUUCGCCCCCACCCCAGCAACAGGCACCGCAGUCGGCGGCCAUGUUCCACAACACGGCUGGAGGGGGUCCCAUUAGCCAGCUGCAGAACGCCUCCGCUUCGUCUCGCCAGACCUCUGGCAUCUUCCUCUUUGGCAUCCAAGACAACUGUGGCCAGCUGUUAACCUCUGGACCAGGCUCAAUGUCGGAACAGAUGAUUACCCUAAGCCAGCCACAGACCGAGGCACAGCCAUCAGUCACAACUCUCCUGUCCCAACAGAUGUCAGAGGGCCCUCAACUGUCUUCGGCUAUGAAUGCCAACCAGAACAUGAAGAAGAUCGACGACCUGCUUGUGUCGCUACAGAACCAGGGGAACAACAACAUGGGUGGCUCUUUCUAACUCACCAGAGAUACAGUGAUGGCUGAGCAGAUUUUCAAGAUUCCCUUGACUCUUGUGACUCUGGAACUUAGGAUGUAAGGAAGUUAAGUUUCCUCUGUCAAAGAAGGGCCUGGACCUAACAUUCACCCUUGCUCUAGAAGAGUAUCCCUGCUGAGCUGGAAAGUGGCUUUUGAGUGAGAGCAACAGAUAAAGAAUCCUUGGAACUGAGAGAGAGGUGGAGGAACUGUGCUUCGUGUUGCCCAAGCCUGGGCUGGACAGUUACACCCCCUCUCUGGCCCUGCUGCGGGAAUGCAGAGCAGGGCUGCGUAAUCAUUGCAACUGAGAAGGAAGAAAUGUGGAACUGUCUCCCUCCCUCCCCUCCUCUUUUUCUAGUCUCCACAACCCUUUGAUUGGGCUCUUAGGUAUACUGAAAUGCCCUGUACCCUGAAAUCAGUUGGUUAUGGUAGACGUAAAUGAGUUGGUUUUGCAGAUGCCCUGUUCACACCUUUGUGCUCUUCGCAUGAGAACUUGUUCCAUGAUUCGCAGAUGAUUUCCAUUGAAAAUUAUUUCUCAAUGCAAUGCGAAAUGAUGUAAGUGUUCAGUCUUUAGUUGUGAAUAUCACACAUGCAGGUUGUGGCUUGAUGCUCUAGUUAGCAGGUAGUGAAUAUGCAAGUGUGAAUUGAGCCUUACUCUUGAAUGGAAGCCUUUUCAUAGAAUGAAGAAAGCUGUGAAUUCACACACCUUUGUCGUAUAGAGGCAGAAAGUCCCCCAUGGGCCUGGCAGGUACAGCUUGAAGGUUUGGGGGAAAAGUAGGCAGACCCAAGAAUGUGACUAUACCUUCCUUAAGGACCGGGUGUAAAUUGGUAGGGCUUCUCCAAGGGGACUUUCCUUAAAUCUCUGGAGGUCUGCCAGUCUCAGCUUUCAACAGGAGGAUGCUUGGUCUGUCAAAGAGUGACUUGUCUGUGGAGUCUAGCCUUGCUGAGAUACUACCUGAAUCUCCUUCCUCUUAAAUCUCCAUCCUGUAUAUUUCCCUUCUCCUCCAAGUAUGCCACUCCCUAUAGGUACCUGAACUAGCCAGGAGGCCGGAAGGGCAGUGGCAGGUGAUGCACUUGAGGCAGAUAUUCAGCUCCUCGUCCCAUAGCAGAAUGAAAAGCUAGGCAUCAAGACAGACCAAAAUAGGUUCUCCACCUCCUGGGCUGGUAAAGGCAGCUGUCUAGAGCGGGAAGAGCUUGCCAAGUUGUCAAGUCCAAGUUGAAUUGAUCCGACUGCACCUUGCAGAGCCCAUUGUGGUUGGUUAGAAGGGCCCCCCUGGGGUGAAGCUUCGGGGUGGGGAGAGUCUGCAGGCGUGCUCUUUCCUGUUGCUUGCCCUUUUUCUAAUUGGUGCUGGUAUAAAGUCUUAAGUCAAGACCCAAAUGAGGGGUGGGUGGGAGGAGGAGGAACAGAAGCUCCCCACAGGCCUUCUGGCAGGGCUGGAGGAUGCCUGGCCUCUCCUUUGAAGGAGGCAGUGGUCCUCUGGCAGAAUACCGGUCGGGGCGAGAGUGAAUUCACAUCCCUGUUGGUGUGAAAGGCGGACGUUUUGCAUGCCUUGCGAUCGCAGCACCAAGGGGCAAGCUCCCAUUUCAGGUGCUUAGUGGGGAGUGCUCUCGGCCACCUCCCACCUCUGGAUUUGAGCUUCUUUCUCUCUUUUUCCUGCACAGCCAGAGCUGUCUGUGGUGUCAUGUCCGGCACCGAACAGCUUUUGUGUGUAGCUCU